AUGGGCGACCGUAUCCAUACAGCUAUUCUACAAUUCCUACUGACACACGGCUACAAGGAAACACAAGAAGCAUUCGUCAAAGAGGCCGGCGAGUUCAUUGACUUCGAUUCAGUGGAAGAUGUACCUCCUCUUGAUGGCACCUUCAGCGAUGCUCUCAAUCAGGUCACGCGUAAUGUCGCAUCGAUGAACUUGGAAAGACAAGAAGACUUUGAAGAUGCUGACGGCGACCACUAUUCGACACUUGUUGAACAAUAUGGGACCAUCCAUGCGGCGAAUGUUCUAGCAGUUGCAGUGGAUCCACACUCGCGUUGCAUUGCCACCAGCUCUACCGAUCGCACAGUCAAACUUACCAAUAGCACCACCGGCAUCACUGAUCGAGAAUAUCGACAUCAUCAAGCACCUGUUUUGAGCAUUGCAUUUCAUCCAUCUCAAGCCAACCUUAUGCUUACCACAUCCAUGGAUGGCACUGCUGUGCUAGCCGAUACCAGCAAAUCCGAUGAUAUGGAUCCAUCUAUAGGCGUCGUGCAGCGUUUCAAGGACCAUCAAAAGUACAUUGUGCAAGGAUUAUUCUCACCUGUGGAUGGCAAGUACAUGGCAACGGCAUCCUAUGACCGCACAGUAUGCAUCUAUGAGCAAGAUCAAGAAAGCAGUGGACACUAUCGCCUGAUCAAGCAAUUGGGCCCGUUCCUUGGCAACGUAGAAGCCAUGUGUUUUGCAGACAAUGCUGUAUUGGUGGUUGGUGCACGUGACGACAACUACUUGCAUUAUAUACAUAUACAAGAUGGAUUCAGGGACCAGAAGUGCAAUAUGAAUGCCAACAACGAUGAUUGGGUUUCCUUUGCACCAGCGUAUCUCAGCGUAUCCCCUGAUGGUCGUUAUUUAUUAUGCUCCACCGAUCAUUCAUCAGGCCGCAUCAUUCUCUUCAAGAAAGGCGAAUCGACUCAAGUGCGCAAUUACUAUGAUAUGCCAUCCGACAAUCAAUUCACAACACGUCGUCAUUGUUGGCAUCCAAGUGGACACUAUUUUUAUAUCUCAGGUGCAGAUGAUCAUUGUAUUCGAGUAUUGGAGACAAAGACAGGACGUGUUGCAGCUACACUUAAAGGAGGACAUACCGCCAUGGUGCGUGCAUUGAGCGUGGAUACCAAUGUAGGCCUCGUCUCAGUUGGAUACGAUCAUCAAGUCAACAUUUGGGCACAACCUUCCAUGUCUAUAGUGCGAUGA
Messenger RNA from Lichtheimia ornata, 1221 nucleotides. RefSeq lists its product as uncharacterized. NCBI's taxonomy places the organism in Eukaryota, Fungi, Mucoromycota, Mucoromycetes, Mucorales, Lichtheimiaceae. The coding region runs from base 1 to 1221 and encodes 406 amino acids. The transcript is spliced from 2 exons. The record is from RefSeq and is a predicted model, not a curated record. Gene Ontology annotation, molecular function: protein binding.